Messenger RNA from Drosophila rhopaloa, 785 nucleotides. Its product is annotated as thioredoxin domain-containing protein 17. NCBI's taxonomy places the organism in Eukaryota, Metazoa, Arthropoda, Insecta, Diptera, Drosophilidae. The coding region runs from base 348 to 752 and encodes 134 amino acids. Gene Ontology annotation, cellular component: cytosol. Gene Ontology annotation, molecular function: protein-disulfide reductase [NAD(P)H] activity. The record is from RefSeq and is a predicted model, not a curated record. The transcript is spliced from 2 exons.
GUUUGGGUGACGAAAAACUAGAAUUUCGAUAGACGGUUAACAGCGCAGUAUUCACCACGGUGCGCUUAACAGCACGCACCGCCGGCAGUGGUGAGUUUGUUGCGGGGAGUGUGGUGGAUACCGCCAUUGCUGGAGAUUGCCGCAAAGAGAAAAGGAAAACAACAAAAAGACCGGUGAUUUUAUACGCCUUUAAUUACCUGAUAAACUCCCCGAUGGCCGAUAAGCACCGACUGAGGAACCCAUAAGAUCCAGAUAAGCAGUGGGCCCCAGAAUCAAUUGUAACCGCCACGCAUAAGCACCAUCCGGAAGUCACUUGCACGUCGAAAACCCCCAAACAUUCCAUCAUAAUGCCCGAAUACGUACCGGCCCGCGGCUUCAAGGAGAUGGAGAAUCUCCUCAGGCUCUACGAGAACCAGCGCAACAUCUACAUCUAUUUCUACGGCGAGAAGGACAAACAGGGACGCAGCUGGUGCCCCGACUGCGUAGCGGCCGAGGAUACGAUAAUGAGUGCCUUUCGCUCGCACGCACCGGCGGACUGUCUGAUCCUGGUGGUGGACGUGGGCAACCGGGAGUUCUGGAUGGGCAAGGACAAUGCGUUCCGCAAGCCCCCCUACUCGGUGGACGGCAUCCCAGCCCUGAUCCACUGGAAGGGCGUGGAGAGACUCGAUGGGGAUCAGUUGCUGAAGAAGAGUCUUCUGGAGCUUUUCUUCGAGGAGACCGAUUCGCGCAAGAGCAAUGCUGUCACUCAAUAAAAUGCGAUAUGCGAUUUGAGUCUAAACUCGAAA